GCCACCCCGGAGGCCAUCCGUGAGUGCUUGGCGAAGGAGUACCCCCGGAAUGUCACGAUCAUUAUUCCUGGCGGCAUAUCGGAGAUGUUUAAAAUCCGUGAAGAUGUCGAGGUCUCGUGUGCCAACACUCGCUUGGGAUUUGUGAAGCUGGCCAAAGAGCAGGGGGUAAUGCUCGUGCCUGGCUACAUGCUCGGGAACUCGCAGCUCUACCAGGUGGCGAAGGGAUUCCUCGGACAGCUCUUUGAGAACAUCAGCCGCCGGCUAAAGACCUCCAUCACCCCUUUCCAUGGGCGCUGGGGCACGCUUCUGUUCCUCGGCCCUUCUUUGUCUAGGGUUGCGGUACAGGAGCAUAAGCAGUAA
Messenger RNA from Symbiodinium necroappetens, 360 nucleotides. Lineage: Eukaryota; Dinophyceae; Suessiales; Symbiodiniaceae. The record is from the annotation of a GenBank genome assembly.